GAAAAGAAUGCCUCUGCUACUCCCACUUCCACACGAUCCAAUCCGAGACCGCGACGGUUUCAAGGCACCCGAAAAUCGUGGGAGGAAAACAAAGCCAAAUAUAUCGAAAAUGUAAUUAUUUCAAGUCUUCAGUACUGUAUAUUUGCAUUCUGAACAUAACCUGCACUCGUUUGUUCGAUUAGUUAACCGUUUUCCGGCAUCGGAUUCCGUUUUGAGAGGUUGUUUAUCAGUAGUAGGGGGAACUUGAAACCGCCCUUGUCCCAUUUCCUCGGUUGUUUUGCUUUUUUCGCCUGGAUUCUCCAUGUUGGAGCAAUAGCGAGGUCUUUCACAGUGUCACUAGCAAGUGGAGCUACCGUUCAAUUACUUUUUUUACAUCCUGUUACAUAUAUGUGGCGGAAAAGGUAGCCAGUAUUAAGCAACAAAAACAGCUAGUGAAUACGUUUCGUCCGUUGCAACUUGGAGGAAGCGAAGAAAAACAAUUUGCUUUUUGGAUUAUAGCGAAAGAGAAGACCACAACGGCUUGCCUCAAGCGCGAGAGCUAACAGCUAGCUAGCUGAAUGUUGAAAGUGCCUGUGACUGGGGGGAACGGAUUGGAUUUAGAGGGGCUGCGCAUUUGUUAGAUGGAAAGUUCUAUCAUCACUCAAGUGCAAAAAGAAGAUACUCAGCUACCGUCCAAGACAGGCCAGGUGAGCAAAUCUUCCCCCAAAAAGCCUCGGAGCCGGAAUAUCUUCAAAGCGCUCUUCUGUUGCCUCCGAGCACAGGAUGUCCCCCAGUCUCCUCCCCCUUCCCAGGAUACUUUGCUGCCUCCUGAGGACAAUGGGACAAUCGCCAAGUAUGAUCUGCUCCAAACUCUUCGCUACCAGUAUCACCAAAUCCCAGGGACCUGCUUGCUACCCGAGGUGACCCCUCAGGACCAGGGCAAGAUCUGCGUGGUCAUCGACCUGGACGAGACUCUGGUGCACAGCUCCUUCAAGCCAAUCAGUAAUGCUGAUUUCAUUGUACCUGUGGAGAUUGAGGGGACGACGCACCAGGUCUAUGUUCUGAAGAGACCUCACGUAGAUGAGUUUCUGCAGAGAAUGGGGGAAAUGUUUGAGUGUGUCCUUUUCACUGCCAGUCUAGCCAAGUAUGCAGAUCCGGUAACGGAUCUGCUGGACCAGUGUGGGGUCUUCCGGGCCCGUCUCUUCCGGGAGUCCUGCGUCUUCCACCAGGGCUGUUAUGUUAAGGACCUGAGCCGCCUGGGCCGGGAUCUCAACAGGAUCCUCAUCCUGGACAACUCCCCCGCCUCUUACAUCUUCCACCCCGAGAAUGCUGUGCCUGUGGUGUCCUGGUUUGACGACCUAGAGGACACAGAACUGCUGAACCUGCUGCCCGCGUUUGAGGAGCUGAGUGAUGCGGACGAUGUCUACGCCAAACUAAAGCAGCUGCGUGAACCCUGAUCAAACACUCGCACCUGUGCACCCGACCCGUCUGAAUGAUGCCUGCCCACACACUCCUGCGCCCACACACACAUUAGUUUGCACACACACACAAAAAAAAAAACAUGUAUGCAUAGAGGCAACACUAAGGAUACACAAAGCCAAACACAGACAGACACAUCAGUAUACACACAUACACUGAGGGCACAUAUAAACACAUACACACACACACACACACACACUUGCGCAAACACAGAAAAUCUCCCCCAAAGACUGCCCAUGCUGUGCCUGGUGCUUUCAGUUCCAGAAGCGGUAACAAUCGGACAGGUUGUCACUAAUAAAGAGCACUGCAGCCCCUCCCCCACACAGUCACACACACACACGCUUGCGUACAUGCACACAUUUAAAUACAUACACACACACACACUCCUACUUGGAGGAAGCAACCCCUCUAUCCCUUAUCCUCCCCUCCUCCAAAUGAACCUUAUAUUCAUAUAGCACUAAUCCACAACACCACGACACUUCUUUCCCCUGAACGUGACUGGUGACUCUCUCUUACUGUAUGAACGUUACCCAUGCCAAAUCUCUCCCACAGACCUUCACUCUGCAACUCUCCAAUAGGAACGCACAGUCCCUAAUAACCCAGUACCCUCAUCGAUGUAUGCCAACUGGCACCGAGCAACAUUGUUUAAAGACUUCCUGUUAGAAAAGCAAAAUACUGCUCUAGUUUCCCUUGGGAAAUCUUAUCUUCAGGAAACGCCCUCAAUGCUGAACCACGGGCGCCCGAGACCCAAGCAACUUGACCGAGCACGACACUCAACGAAAAAGACACAGUGACCUACGACCAGACCUUUAUUCGGGAGCUUGGAGUCUCCAUCAUCGUGCCUUUUUUUUUUUAGGAAAAAAAGCAAAGAGGACAAAUUUUAAAGGAAAGAAGAAAAAAAAGCUUUGUUCCUAAAAGAGAUGGUUGUUCUUUUUCAAUAGUUAGUUUUUUUCUAUAUACGUUUUCUAAAUGUCUUUUGAUGUUCUCUAUGUUAAAAAAAAUAUAGAUAUUUUUUGUAUUUUUUUUCUGAUGUUGAGGAAGAACAGCCAUACAAUUUGAUAGCCUCUCUUCCUGGUUGUAUCUGUCUAAAAAAAAGAAAACCUCAGUGUUUUUUGCCAGUGGUGACAUCAUCCUCAGCCAAUAGGGACCAUCGCAAUCAGUUCCUUUUCUAAGACCACUCUCUCAGUGUGUUCUGGUAGUUUUAUACCUUUCACUUUGCCUAGAUAUGCAAAUCUACCUGUCACACCUUUUCAAUUCAGUCUUUCUCAAGCUUUUUUUGGCCUUUAUCCAAUUCACCUAUUCGUAGGCCUUAAUUAUUUUGAGAUCCUACUGGGAAUUAGACUUAAAUUUGCCAUUGACGCAUUGCAACCACAGUAUUCAAGUAUGUAUCUUAGAUGGCUGUUCUGAGCAAUCUGAUUUUAUUUUAGGGUUGGGUGUAGAUGGUUGUUAAAACUUAGUGCUAUGCAUAUGGGUGUAAUUCUGCCACCCAAACCCCGCUAAACCAAACGUGGAUCUUUAUCAUUACUUUCUACCAAGUCAGCAUUUAACUGUAAAGUAUUGCUUAUUUGAAAAAAAGAAGAAAAAAAAAGCAAACUUUAAGAAUAGAAUUACAAAUUGUAGUAGGGCAGGAAAAUUAAUUUGCGUAACAGCAUAUUAAAGCAAAGGACCUGUUUGUUUCUCCGUUCGGAGAAGGUGCCUGGUUGGUUUUGGUGGAUGUGAGAACAUCCGAGCUUGAAAGUAUGUUCAGCCCAGGCAAGCCCCAUCUGCUGCAUUUCUCUUGUCAUUGUUGUGUUGUUCUUUCUCUUGCAUUCUUGUUUUUUUUUUUUGUUUGUUUUGUUUUGUUUGCCAAAAGCCUCAAUAUUGUUCUUAAUACCCAAAUGAAGUGCCUUGACUGUGCACAAUUGGACUCUUUCUCCACUCCUAAAUCUUUUGUUUUCUUUUACCAUCAGAUUUAGUGUAUUUUUGUGGACUUGUACGCUGCAUAUUCAAGCAAAUGAAUCGCUCCAUAAAAUAAUUCUUUCCAAAGUGAUAAACCCAUGGCUUUCUUUUCUCUUUUGUUUUGGUCUUUGAUUGGAUGUCGUUGCAUUCAUUGUUUUAUCAUUCUUUCUUGCUUUCCCCCUUUUGUCUUUUCUGUUAUUCUUUCUUUCUAGCUUUCUAUUUCAUUCUUCAUCUAGCUUUUUGUGUAUAUUCCUGAGGAUAAAAUAUCCACUUGCCUAAUUCAUGGGUCAUUUAGAUUCUUCAUCUCUUUGUCCUUAAGUGUAUGCUGGAGCAUCUUGAAUUGAUAAACUAAAGCUUUUGGAGAUACAAAUCUGCCAAAGCCAUUUUCCAGACUAAUCUAUAGAGGCAUCGGACACCGCACAAUGAUCGAGUUUUGCCUUGAUUUUAUUAGCUUUGGAGCGAAAAUUAUAUCUGCCACUUGAUAUGACUCCUGAAUUACUAGCCACAGGCUCUGCAUUCAAAUUGGCCUUGGAUACCAAAUGAAACCCAAAUGAGCCCACUUCGAGGGCAUCCACAAAUUAAGACAGGUUUACUGUAUGAUUGACAAUUAAGUCAGGGUGAGAUGGGGGGAGUAAGAAAAGUUGUUGUUGUUGAUACUCAGUUUUAAUGGAACAGGGUUAGGAGUCCCUUGGGUAUUGUAGUGUUCUGACCCAUCACAACUGAGCGGUAACAAAAAAGCGUUCACAACUAUAUCUUGUGGUGGUAGCACAACAGAACUUUAGGGGAAACAACCCAGAUAUGGAAAUGAUACAAGAAGCUGGUUUUUACUGUAUGUGCAAUUAUGAAAAAAAAAAAAACGAAUGUCGGUUGGUGUGUCUUGUCUUUCAGGGCUGGUUGACGCUUACACACACAGGUUUGUUUUCUUACAUGUGUUCUUGUUGUAUUACUUGUUAUUGUAUGUCAGGACUAUAAAGAAAGCAGGGGAUGUGUCUGAGCUUUUAAACUGUCUAGUGUCAGAUUCAACCACGUAUCUCUGACUCAUUGGAGCCUGUGACAUUUGUUAAGUUCUGGUACUCCUUUUAGAAUUUUACAUAAGUUUUGGAAAAUCACAUCUGCACUGAGUCCUUUGCAGUAACUAACCCACCACUGCUAUCAAGGGUGCUUUUUGUCACCAACUUUGACCUCCUCUUGUGGUAGCAUUAACUCGACACAUAGCUAGAACAAUCUUACAAAUUCAUGGGGCAGCUCUCAGCCUAAGCUGGUACUGCGUUGUGUUGCAUUGCAUUUUGCAAACUGCAACCCGGUAUUAAGGACCAGUCACUAGUUAAUUAACAGCAGAUGCUGAUGUCAUGAGUUCUGAGGGCAUUUAUGCCGUUUUCUUCUGCCUGGUGUUCAGAAAGACUUGGUUAACUGAUUAAAUACCAGCAAGCUGGCCUUGCCCUCCAGCACGCUUUCUGAGGUAUUCUGGGGUGCUGCCUUUAGUUUUCCACCUACCACGGAACCAGGUGAAACACCCGUCUCUCGGGUUCAGUUUCUGGCGACUUCAGAAUUUACGUUUUCCUCGUCGCUGCCAAGUGGACCAAUAAAAAAAAGUGUCUCGAGGGAUAUUGAUGGGCAUUUUGUUUCUUGCAAGAGAGGUUUUCCAUAAGUUUCCCGUGACUCCCUUCCCAUGGUUUAUAUUUGUGACAUGUAAACGUUCUGCAAAUCUACUUCAGUGUUGAAGCUUGUGGACAUGAGUGUUUAUCUGAUGAAUGAAAUCCAGGACCUACAGAUGUUCUCCUGUGCCUGGUCAGAGGAAGCCUUAGUUUAGAGGGGGAAAAAAAAUAAUUUGUCAUGAGUCUGUCAAGGUUUUUUUUUUUUAUAUAAAUAUUUGAUCAAGGUAUGCACCAUGAACAAUAAUGCCAAUAAUAGCUAUGCAGAAGGAAAGAGUACAUUACUUUACAAAAAAGAAAAGAAAAUCAUUCAUUAAUCUCUUCUCUUUUUCAGUUCAAAAUUUUGUUUUGCAAAUAUACUAUUUUUAAAAACUUGAAGAUGAGUACACAAGAUUUCAACAUAUUUCUUUUUUUAAUUUUUGUUUCCUUUUUCGUUUGUUCGACUAGAAACUCUGAAAAUUGAAAAUAAAAACAUUGAUUAUCUGUU
This is a messenger RNA of Alosa alosa (allis shad), 5535 nucleotides long. RefSeq names its product CTD (carboxy-terminal domain, RNA polymerase II, polypeptide A) small phosphatase 2 (gene ctdsp2). The coding region runs from base 621 to 1436 and encodes 271 amino acids. NCBI's taxonomy places the organism in Eukaryota, Metazoa, Chordata, Actinopteri, Clupeiformes, Clupeidae. The transcript has 8 exons. The record is from RefSeq and is a predicted model, not a curated record. Gene Ontology annotation, molecular function: RNA polymerase II CTD heptapeptide repeat phosphatase activity.